This is a messenger RNA of Drosophila mauritiana, 401 nucleotides long. RefSeq lists its product as uncharacterized. The transcript is spliced from 2 exons. The annotation marks the transcript as partial. Lineage: Eukaryota; Metazoa; Arthropoda; Insecta; Diptera; Drosophilidae. The record is from RefSeq and is a predicted model, not a curated record.
AAUCUUUUCGAGAUCUUUUAUAAAAUUUGUAAAUUCAUUGGUACUAACUUUCAUCAUUUCGCCAUGUCUUCCAUCGAGUGGUUAGGUAGUGUGUUUUACUACAUUAUGCGCACCUAUGUAGUAACCUACCGAAGCAAGUGAUGGACUCACUACACACUAACCCUAAACUUGCAGAUUGUGCAUUUUAUAGAUUUCGUCGAAGUUUCCAUGACGAUAAUGCGGCGGCCAAGAAAUUUUACGGUUUUGACUGACGACCAAGCGAGACGCCUGCAAUUCUACAAUUGCCUUUUAAGUUUAAGGACUUGGGCGAAGAUAAUCUACGUCUUGGUAUCCGUGGUAAUUAGGACCCUGCAAACAUAAGCCAAAAUUCUAUACAUACUCAUUGAAAUAUUUUUUACCAU